AUGUGCCACUUCCUUACCUCCAUUGGUUCAAACUUACAACAAUGUGUUAUUUUACAUGUUAUAACAGGAAGACGAAUACAACCUCAUGUAACGAUCUAUCAUUUCGAUUUUCCUCAGGCACUUCAAGAUGAAUACAAUGGGCUGAUUAGUCGUAAAUUCAUAGAGGACUUCACUGCGUAUGCAGAUGUAUGCUUUAAGAACUUUGGCAACAGGGUGAAGUACUGGAGCACUGUCAAUGAGCCUAACAUUGAAACGGUUGGUGGAUACGACGAAGGAAUUCUGCCGCCACAGCGGUGCUCAUCGCCAUUCGGCUUCCCUUGCAAUGGCGGCAAUUCCACCACAGAGCCAUACAUAGUAGCACACCACCUUCUGCUUGCACAUGCCUCAGCAGUGUCAUUGUAUAGAGAGAAGUACCAGGCAGAGCAAGGAGGACAAAUUGGACUGACUUUGCUUGCUUGGUGGUUUGAGCCCGCAACACAAACUCCGGAUGAUGCAGCAUCAGCUGAAAGGAUGAAGGAAUUCCACAUUGGAUGGUUCAUGCGUCCUAUAGUCUAUGUUGACUACCCUCCAGUGAUGCAGAAGAAUGUCGGGUCAAGGUUACCAUCUUUCACUGAUGAAGAAAGGAAAAAAGUAAAGGGGUCAUUCGAUUUCGUUGGAUUUAACCACUACAUUGUCGUCCAUGUGAGAGCUGAUCUUAAUCAACUGAAACAGAAACUGAGAGAUUACAUGGGUGAUGCAGCUGUGAAAUUUGAUAUACGACUCUUGAUGUCAGUCAACCAGUUCCCGAUCAGGUUGACAAUUGAUUUUAAGACAUCCAAACCAUGGGCUCUGAAGAAAUUGCUGAAGCAUGUUCGAGUGAAAUACAAGAACCCAGCAGUCAUGAUUCAUGAAAAUGGAGCUGCCGACCAACCUGAUCCGUCAGGUGGAAACAGCUACGACGACGAGUUCAGGUCGCGGUUCUUGCAGGAUUACAUCGAGGCCACGCUUCAAUCCAUCAGGGAUGGAUCAAACGUGCGUUGGUACUUCGUCUGGUCAUUCCUAGACAUGUUCGAGUACCUGUUCGGUUACCGCCUCCGGUUCGGCCUCUACGGCGUCGACAUCAGCUCGCCGGCGAGGACGAGGUACCAGAGGCACUCAUCGCGGUGGUACUCCAGCUUCCUCCACGGUGGAGAGCUCAGGCCGGUGGCUCUGCUGGACAGGGCGUACUACCGGUGA
Miscanthus lutarioriparius is the source of this 1215-nucleotide messenger RNA. The record is from the annotation of a GenBank genome assembly. NCBI's taxonomy places the organism in Eukaryota, Viridiplantae, Streptophyta, Magnoliopsida, Poales, Poaceae.